AAAAAUACUAAAUCACCAUUGUCUCAAUUAAUUACACCACCAAACAUUUUCGUUGAAAUUCUCUUCUCAAUUUCAUUUUUUUCUAUUUUUUUUUAUUUGAAGGAUGAGUUAAAAAGCCAACACGGGUUUUGUUCAAAGGAAGGAUCUUGACACAUGUACUAAAAGCACAGUUGCAGUAAAUUCAAGUUCUUUGUGUUUCAAAUGGCUGAUCUUCAAGAGAGGAUGUCACUCUCCUCAUCUUCAUCCUCCUCCUCCUCAUCAUCAUCGUCUUCUCUGUCACUAUCAACAAUGCCAAUAGAUGGAGAGCUCUGGAUGGUUGCCGAGGAAAGGGCUCAGGAGAUACUUAACGCCAUCCAACCUGUCUUUGUUUCAGACAAAAGCAGGAACGAGAUCAUCGAUUAUGUCCAGACCCUUGUUAAAGAUCGUCUUGGAAUUGAGGUCUUCUUGUUUGGCUCGGUGCCACUAAAAACAUAUCUACCAGAUGGAGAUAUUGAUCUGACAGUCCUAACUCCUCAAGAUAAAGAGGAGGACUUGGCUAACGCAUUGUGCAAUAUGCUUAGAGCCGAAGACAAAGAAUCUGAUUUCCAUGUGACUGACGUUCAAUACAUCCCAGCACAGGUUAAGGUCAUAAAAUGCAGUAUCAGGAACAUUGCUGUAGACAUCUCCUUCAAUCAAAUGGCUGGACUCUGCGCUUUAUGUUUCUUAGAGCAGGUUGACCAGAUUUUUGGGAAGGACCAUCUGUUCAAGCGUAGCAUCAUCUUGAUCAAAGCUUGGUGCUACUAUGAGAGCCGCAUCCUCGGCGCCAACACUGGAUUGAUUUCGACUUAUGCAUUGGCAGUACUAGUCUUGCAUAUCAUCAACAUCUCUUAUUCAUCACUCUCUGGCCCUUUAGCUGUGCUGUUUAAGUUCUUGGAUUACUAUGCAUCAUUUGAUUGGGACAGCUACUGUGUAACUGUCAACGGUCCAGUCCCCAUAUCUUCUCUGCCUGAUAUGCCUAGUAAUGACGCUGAAGUUGUCCUGAACGAGAAGUUCUUCAGAGAGUGCAUUGAGUUGUAUUCGGUUCCAACUAAAGCUGUUGAAGCAAAUGGUCAUUACUUUCCUGUGAAGCAUUUCAACAUAGUGGAUCCUUUGAAGCACACUAACAACCUCGGCCGUAGUGUGACAAAAGGCAAUUUGCAACGUAUAAGACAUGCUUUUACUCUGGGAGCUAGGAAGCUCAAAGAUGUGCUCUCAGUGCCUGGAGAAGCCAUGGGAUGGAAACUGGAGAAGUUCUUUUGUAGCUCGUUGGAGAGGAACGGCAAGGGACAGAGACAAGACGUGGAGGAGCCUGUCGUGGCGUUUGGCACUGGGAGAGCAGAAGCGUCUGAGCUCAGAGGAGACUUUGAAGGAUACUUCAAGAGUCUUGUUUAUGGGAAAGGGUUUCACGGAGAGACUCAGCAUAAGUGGAUCCCUCAGGGCCAGGGGCAAGACCACACAAGUUCUUGGGACAUUGUCCGUUGGUUUGUGGCCGGACAAAAGAAUGAUUUCCAUCGGAGGAAUAUGAAUGGUUCAUCAAACUCGUUGCAGAACAUGAGGAGAUCAAGAGGGACAGGCACUUACAUUCCUGAAAUGAGUCAGCAAUCUUAUACAGAGAGGUUCAGUGGCAAACCGAGCACGGUGAACCCAUUGCCUUCAGCAUCUCAGUCUCAACUUGUCAAACAGAAUAUUUGAAUUGGUUUCUUAGGUUUUGUCUCUUUAUGUUUACCAACAGAAAACAAUGACAAGAGUUUAUUUUAUUUUUUUUGUUAUGGUGCUAAAUGUGAAGUUCCAGAGGUUAAAAGCAUAUGCUUCUUUUUAUUAGGA
Brassica oleracea var. oleracea is the source of this 1842-nucleotide messenger RNA. RefSeq lists its product as uncharacterized. The record is from RefSeq and is a predicted model, not a curated record. Bases 202 to 1710 code for a protein of 502 amino acids. The transcript is spliced from 9 exons. Lineage: Eukaryota; Viridiplantae; Streptophyta; Magnoliopsida; Brassicales; Brassicaceae. Gene Ontology annotation, molecular function: nucleotidyltransferase activity.